This is a messenger RNA of Ailuropoda melanoleuca (giant panda), 1558 nucleotides long. RefSeq names its product zinc finger protein 296 (gene ZNF296). Bases 37 to 1455 code for a protein of 472 amino acids. The transcript is spliced from 3 exons. Gene Ontology annotation, molecular function: RNA polymerase II cis-regulatory region sequence-specific DNA binding; DNA-binding transcription factor activity. NCBI's taxonomy places the organism in Eukaryota, Metazoa, Chordata, Mammalia, Carnivora, Ursidae. Gene Ontology annotation, biological process: regulation of transcription by RNA polymerase II; negative regulation of dendrite development. Gene Ontology annotation, cellular component: nucleus. The record is from RefSeq and is a predicted model, not a curated record.
GCCCGCCAGCCCGCCAGCCCGCCCGGCCGUCGACCCAUGUCCCGCCGCAAGGCCGGCUGCACGCCCCGCCGAGUAGACCCUGCGCCCGCCUCCAACACAGACGACGAGAUGGAGAUGCCGGACCUCGUCAUCGAAGUGAAGCCCGAGCCAGACGCGCGGCCCCUACAGGCCCCGGAGCUGGGGCCCUUCUCCCCGAAGGAAGUGCCCGCGCCGGGGCGGUUCGAGGGCGAACCCCGCCACUCCCCCGGCCCCGUGCCCGUCGGGAGCCCUCUCCACGCCCUGGGAGCGCGGAACCAGUGGGCGCUGUGGACGCCACUGAUCGUCAACCCUCGCGACCGCCAGCCCUGGACCGACAAACGCCCGGAUCUGUUGACCUGCGGCCGUUGCCUGCAGACCUUUCCGUUGGAGGCCAUCACUGCUUUCAUGGACCACAAGAAGGUGGACUGUCAGCUUCUCAGAGGCCCCAGCCCCUGCCAGGGCUCAGAACGCAAGGACCCCAAGGCCCUGAGCUGCUUCCGCUGCGGGAGACAGUUCACGGGGGCCUGGAAGCUGCUGCGCCACGCCCAGUGGGACCACGGACUGUCCAUCUACCAGACGGAACCUGAGGCCCCCGAGGCCCCGCUGCUCGGCCUGGCGGAGGUGGCCGCUGCCGUGUCCGCAGUCAUGGGGCCGGAAGCGGAGGCCAAGGGUGCCCGGAUGAGCGUCCUCCCCCGGCGGAGCCCCACCUGCCCUGUGUGCGCCAAGACCCUCAGCUCCUUCAGUAAUCUCAAAGUGCACAUGCGCUCGCACACCGGCGAGCGGCCCUACGCCUGUGACCAGUGUCCCUAUACGUGCACCCAGAGCAGCAAGCUCAACCGGCACAAGAAGACCCACCGGCAGCCGCGGCCUCAGAGCCCCUGCAGGGCCGAGGCCAGUCAGGAACAGGCCUCUACCGCCCCUCCCGAGCCGGCCGCCCAUGCCGCCGCGCCAGCCAGCACCCUCGUGUGCAGCAGCGGGGAGGGCGCCGGAGCCGCGGCCACAGCCGGCGUCCAGGAACCUGGGGCUCCUGGCGGUGGGGCUCAGGUAGGCCCCGGCGGGGCCAGCUGGGGACCUGCCCCCAAGGAACAGAGAACUGAACCCGCCAAGGGCCCGAUGUCCCCCAAGAAGCUGCCCAAGCCGGUGGGCAAGAGCCGCGGGCCCGGGGGCAGCUGUGAGUUCUGCGGGAAGCACUUCACCAACAGUAGCAACCUGACGGUGCACCGGCGCUCGCACACGGGCGAGCGGCCCUACACCUGCGAGCUCUGCUCCUACGCCUGCGCGCAGAGCAGCAAGCUCAACCGCCACCGCCGCAUGCAUGGCCUGGGGCCCGGCAGCACCCGCUUCGAGUGUCCCCACUGCUGCGUGCCCUUUGGCCUGCGCGCCACCCUGGACAAACAUCUGCGGCAGAAGCACCCCGAGGUGGGCGGGGAGGCCUGAGCUGCCGGAGUGCCCUCCCUGCCGUUCCUGGUACCGUGGGGACCACUGCCGGCGAUCUCCUUGUCCUUCCUCUGCUGCGAGUAAAUGUUCCCGCCUAGUUACA